AUGGAAAUUAGCAAAUUCCAGUGUGUAAACCACGUCACGCAUACGAUUCAGGAUUCUGGAACGCAGUUCGGUACGAUUUCCGACUGCCUUUCAUGUCUCAGUGAAAUGCCAGAGGAAUGGAAGAAAGCGUUGGAAGAGAGUCAGAUUACGAAGGAGGAGCUUGAGGCGAACACGAGUACCAUCUUCCGCGCAUUGUACUACAAUUUCCACCCCAAACCCGAGUUAACGAAGAGUAUUAUUAAUGAAGUGCAAGAACUGCUGCAUGAUCCGUCCCUUAUUCGCGAAGAUGACCCUAAAAAGUACUAUCUCGGUCUCAGCGAAGUAAUCGGCGAAGGCGGUUUUAGUGUUGUGUACUUUUUGAAUUUCGGCUUUUCAACCAGAUACAAAGCGAUUAAGAAGUCUACCGAGGAAGUCUUCGCCGUGAAAGUGACCAGCGUGAGCAAUCUGGUCGACAUCCGCAAUGAGCUGGUUCUCCAAAAGAUCUGCAACUGCGAGCAUGUAAUGCGGGUCUACGACUGCUUCAACUGGGAAGGCAAUCUCUGGGUUUGCUUCCCAUCGCGUCAUCAUGAUUAG
Blastocystis hominis is the source of this 573-nucleotide messenger RNA. RefSeq lists its product as hypothetical. Gene Ontology annotation, molecular function: ATP binding. NCBI's taxonomy places the organism in Eukaryota, Bigyra, Opalinata, Blastocystidae. The record is from RefSeq and is a predicted model, not a curated record.